Molecule: messenger RNA, 1167 nt
Organism: Mycena citricolor
Lineage: Eukaryota; Fungi; Basidiomycota; Agaricomycetes; Agaricales; Mycenaceae
Source: the annotation of a GenBank genome assembly
CACUCCCCUUGCUUCUAGACAUCCGACCAAUGUUGACUGCACUUCGCCGCACACUCCUCUCUGUCAGUGCGCGCCCGUCACUCAGAACCGCCUCUCCCUCCUCCUCUCGCUUAGCAGCCUUUUUCUCCACUACACCCUUCCGCCUCGACCAAAAUGCUGGCGGAGCCCGUUUGCAUCUACGCAGGGGCGCCGAUGCGAGCCCCACUGAGCUCGAGAAGAUCAUCAAAGAAGCCUUCGGCCCGUUCGGACAGAACUUCGUCAAGAUAGUGGUCAGCCAGAGCCCCGACCGCCCGGCGCGCGCAUUCGUGGAGUUCCAGAACAAGGCAGACGCGGAGGCUGCGCUCAACUCCCCUGCCCUUCGCGAGACUUUCGCGCCGGUCCGGAGGGAUGCACCGAUGACCCAGCCUAGUCCUCGGCUGCACGUUUCGCGCGAGGCGGGUUCCCUCGGAAUGACUGUCGCCGAAGAGCGAGCGCUCUUCGCACGAUUCGGACCGAACACGGUAUCAGCGCCCGAGGGCGAGUCGUACUACUUCUUCGUGGAGUACGAGACGCAGGCUGCUGCGGACGCGGUGCUGCGUGAGCCAGUGCUGAAGGGUAAGUUUGAUGUGGGGUACGCGAAGACCAGGUUGGAGGGACCCAAUCUGACACUGUUCGUCGUCAUGAAGGAGGGUCCGGCUGUCCCGAUGGCGGGCUUGCGACGACAGGACGUCCGCGAGUCGUUCGCGAAGUUCGGAGGGCCUAGAUUGCGAUUUGUCCGAACUCGGAAGGAUGCGCCAUUAAUAUUCGCUGACUUCCAGAACCAAGUCGAUGCGGACGCUGCGUUGAACUCUCCUGAAAUGAAGGAGAAGUAUGUCAUGGAAUACAGCAAGACUAUCCGACACAUAGACAGCUCGUAGACUGUCUUCACUCUGAGUAGCUGUGAUCGGACAACUCACUAAGGCUCUCUCCUACUGUCUGCUAUCUGGUCUCGCGGGUCGUCAAUGACUACUGCGAUCCUCUUGCUUUAGCGCUUUCUGGAUAUUUAUCCCCUUUCCGUGCUUGCGCCUCAGACAUGCAAGGAAAAAGUAGCUAGAGUCUGACUAAGUGCAGAUAUAUGUUACCUCACUCUCACCACGUACAGCCAGAACCGUGCAAUCACAUUCAAAGCUGUAAAGCACAGCAAAUGUA